Candida albicans SC5314 is the source of this 786-nucleotide messenger RNA. It is a transcript of the gene DPP1, whose product is annotated as Dpp1p. The transcript has a single exon. The coding region runs from base 1 to 786 and encodes 261 amino acids. Gene Ontology annotation, biological process: phospholipid metabolic process. Gene Ontology annotation, molecular function: phosphatidate phosphatase activity. Lineage: Eukaryota; Fungi; Ascomycota; Pichiomycetes; Serinales; Debaryomycetaceae. The record is from RefSeq and is a predicted model, not a curated record.
AUGCUUCAAAUCUACUUUACUUCUUCCAAAUUCAGGAAAUUCAUACCUGAUUGGAUAGUUGUUAUACUUUUGGUUAUAAUUUUCUUCCAAGUUACAGAAGUAGCUCAACCAUUUGCACGACAAUUCUAUAUCAACGAUCCAACAAUUUCUCAUCCAUUUGCAACCCAAGAACAAGUAACCGAUAACCAAUUAUACCUAUAUUCAGUGUUAAUCCCUAGUCUUAUAAUAAGUUUGAUUUCAUUGUAUCUUGGAGAAUCCAAUUUUGAAAAAUUGCAUAAUUUACAAGUAUCUUGUUUAGGACUUUGGUUAAGUGUCUGUGUCACUUCCGUGUUGACAGAUGUGUUAAAAUGUUGGAUAAGUAAUCCUCGACCUGAUUUUUUAGAAAGAUGUGGACCACAAAAGGGAACUCCUGAGAAUAAAUUGGUGGGAAUUGAAGUUUGUACUUCACCAUUGGGUCCAAUGUACUUAUCUGAUGGAUUAAAAUCAACUCCUUCAGGACAUUCUUCAAUGGCAUUUUCAGGAUUAUUAUACUUGUCAUUAUGGUUGGUUGGACAAUUUAAAUUGAUUCAAAAACGUAAACUGAUAGGUUAUGUUUUGAUUGCAGGAUUACCUAUUUUGGUAGCAGCUUAUAUUGCCUUGAGUAGAACUCAAGAUUAUCGUCAUCAUUUUUUCGAUAUUGGUUUUGGCAGUGCAAUUGGUAUUGUGUUUGCUGUGAUAUUUUAUUACAAGUAUUUCAAUUCGUUAAGUGAUGAAAGUUGUAAUGUACCGAUAGAUUAUAAAGAUUAA